CAUAGACAUAGACUAUAGACUAAUCAUUAGCAUUUUAUUCCAUUAUAUAUAUCAAUAAGCUCUUUGCACUGUUUACAAGCCAAAUAUUCUACCUCCUUUCUCUAAGUAUGUUUUGAUAUCUCUAUAGUUCAAACCUACUUUUAGGAAUCCAAGCUUAGAAUUAAUCUUAUUUAAACUUAGUUUUACUUAGAAUAAACCAAAAUGGGAAUCCAGGUGGCAGAAAAAGCAAAACCAAAAUACAGAAAGGGAUUAUGGUCCCCUGAAGAAGAUAAUAAGCUCAGAAAUUAUAUCCUUAAGUAUGGUCAUAGCUGCUGGAGUUCUGUUCCCAUUAAGGCAGGCUUGCAAAGGAAUGGAAAGAGUUGCAGAUUAAGAUGGAUUAACUAUCUUAGACCAGGAUUAAAGAGAGGUAUGCUUAGCAAACAUGAGGAAGAUACAAUCAUGACACUUCACCACAUGUUAGGCAACAAGUGGUCUCAAAUAGCACAACAAUUACCGGGAAGGACAGACAAUGAGAUAAAAAAUUAUUGGCAUUCAUACUUGAAAAAGAAAGUGGUCAAUGCUAAGGAAAUAAUUGAAUCUCAUAAUCAAAUUCAAUAUGCUAGCUCAAGUUCAGAUACAAUGGACUCUUUACUCUCUACAAAAAAAUGUGCAAUUCAAGAUCCUAACUAUAUGUUAUUAGAAAACAUUGAUAAAUCAACAACUGCAGCAACACACUCUGAUCAAUCUAUUUCUCAGAAUUAUAACACUGUCAAUGAAGUUUGUCAAAGCUCAUUACCAAAACUUUUAUUUGCUGAGUGGCUUUCAUUGGAUCAUGUAAAUGGUGGAAAAUCUUUAAAUUCAGAUGAUUCAAUGGUCUUGGGAAAUGGAUUUGAUCAAAAUUCUAUUUUUCAAGAAAAUGUUAUGCAAAUGCAAGAAGGACAAUUUGGUGAAGAGUAUCAUGAUAGUUUAAUUCAAAAUUUAGAGAAUGAGGUUUACUAUUCACAGCUUCAAAUAUCAAAUCAAGUGGAUGAAAAUGAAUUGGUUCAUUAUAUGAACAAUGAUGGAAGAUAUGUAGUAUGAGGAAGAAGUUUACAAGGUGGAUUAAUUUGUCGGACGGAUUUUUCGGAAUCAUUUGGAAUUACAUGAUUGAGCAUACGUGCUUUUUGAAGAUAGAAAUUUGUCUUUCUUGUCUUCACAGUUGAGACAGUGACUUGAUCGGAUCCACUCAAACAAAAAAAAAGAAGAUGAAUAUAUUUUUCUCGAAACUCAACUUAUAUUCCUUUUUCUAUAUUUUUAUGUUCAACCAACAUUUACAAGGUAAUAGUCUCAUUCGUCGUAAGGACAAGAAAGAUCUUGAGUUUCUACUUUUAAGGAAUAUGGUCUAUUGUUGACUAUCUAUCAAAGUGGCCCACCGUAGAACCCGUCUAGUUAGUAGUUAUACAUACAGAAAAAGAAAGUAGUAUAAAAUUAUUCUUAAAAUUGUUUAAUAACACCUGUAUCCAACUCAAAUAAAUUCAGUAGGAUAUCCUAUAAGUGUAUCUAGUUGUUACUGUUAUUCUUUCAGACUUGUUUAUGCAUGCUCAUGUAAAUUUGUUUCAAAUUAAAUUAAGAAGUUCAAUAAUAUCAUAUAUAUGGUUUUCAAUGUUUUACCUCCUCUGUAAAUGUUAAACAAGUAUGGCUUGAAAACUAUUAUUUGUAAUG
Trifolium pratense (red clover) is the source of this 1680-nucleotide messenger RNA. RefSeq names its product transcription factor LAF1-like. Bases 202 to 1059 code for a protein of 285 amino acids. Lineage: Eukaryota; Viridiplantae; Streptophyta; Magnoliopsida; Fabales; Fabaceae. The transcript is spliced from 3 exons. The record is from RefSeq and is a predicted model, not a curated record.